Drosophila serrata is the source of this 3648-nucleotide messenger RNA. RefSeq names its product Nucleolar complex protein 1 (gene Noc1). Lineage: Eukaryota; Metazoa; Arthropoda; Insecta; Diptera; Drosophilidae. Gene Ontology annotation, cellular component: nucleus. The record is from RefSeq and is a predicted model, not a curated record.
CUGCCAUUUUUGAAUACACGUGCGACUUGUUAACCAGUUUACUUUUAUUUAAUGCUUUUUAAUUGGUAAAAUACUGAAUAAUAACAUGCCGGCAGCAGUGUCCAAAGGCGUGCAAUUUAGCGGCCCGUCGCAGAACAAGAAAAUCGUAUUCGACGAUUCCGGCGAGGCAGUAACGAAACCAAACAAAAGUGGGCAACCGCACAAACCGAGGAAUCACCAGUCCCAAUCCAAGGAACAGGUGAAGCGGCCCCAGAAAAUCAAGUUUGGCGAGGAUGGAGAAGCUGUGAGCCAGAAAUCCUUCAACAAAAAUCACCAAAAGGCCGAUAACCAUAAAAAACCCCAAAGGGUCAAGUUUGGCGAGAAUGGAGAGGCUGUAUCCCACAAAUCCUUCAACAAAAAUCAACAGAAUGGCCAAAAACCGCAGAAGAUAAAGUUUGGUGACGAUGGCAAGGCUGUAGCUCAAAAGUCCUUUAAUAAAAAUCACCAAAAGCCACAAAAAACAAAUUUUGGCGAAAAUGGAGAAGAUGCAUCUCAGAAGAACUUCAGCAAAGGCCACAAAAAGCCUGACCAGGUCAAGAAGUCACAGAAAAUUAAAUUUGGUGAUGAUGGCGAAACCACAGAAAGUGCCAAGAAGCCACAACGCAUCAAGUUCGAUGAGGACGGUGAUGGGAAAAACGUCUCCGACAGCGACGACAGUGACGAGGAUGUGGGACAAUCCUUUGCCAAAAAGCACAGCAAAUACCAGUCCAAAGUGGAUGAGGAAGAGGAGGCUCAAAAGAAGUGGUACCAUGUGCAUCCGGAUUAUCCCUCAACGGAUGAGGUCCUGGACAUGAAGGAGAAUGAGCAGCUGGAGCUGUAUAAUCUCUGCAAGAAUUCCUUUGAUGCCGAAAAGAAUACUUUCAAUAAGCGUAAUCCCACCGAUGCCCGUUGGUUGCAGACCGCUCUGCACAAGGGUACGGCCAAGGAUCGGGCUAAUGCCGGCGCCUUGCUGGUCACGAGCAAUCCUCUGGGCAACCUGGAAGCGCUAACCACUCUCAUCGGCUUCUGCAAGCUAUCCAACAAGGCCAGCAACGAUGUGAUCGCUGUGCUCACGGAUUUGUGGCAGGAAGUGCUGCUGCCGCCGAAUAGGAAGCUCCUGGCCGUGCAUACCCGUGGCGCCGACUGGAAAAAACUGAAAAAGGACGACAAGCUGCGGAAUGAGCAAAAGCGAAGGGUCUACGCCUAUUGGUACUUCGAGGGAGAGCUAAAGGAUCAAUACCAUGAGUUCUUGAAGAAUGUUAUGCAGGGCCUGCAGACGGGCCAAGAGCACAACAAGAACUCGUCCAUUGUGGCUGCAUCAAAGCUGCUGGCCUACGCGCCGGAGAAGGAGCAGCUGCUGCUGACCAUGUUGGUGAACAAGCUGGGUGAUCCUAUCGCCAAGGUGGCCUCCAAGGCCCUGCAUCACCUCAGCGAGGUGGCUCAGCGGCAUCCCAAUAUGUGCGGCGUUAUAGUUGCGGAGGCGGAGAAGCUGCUCUUCCGAAACAACAUAUCUGAGAAGGCGCAGCACUUUGCCCUGUGCUUCCUCUCCAGCAUCGCACCCUCGGGCCGGCCCGAGGUCUGUACCAAGCUGGUCAACAUCUGCUUUGCCCUGUUCAAGGUGCUGGUCCAGAAGGGUGCCGUUAACAAUCGCACCAUGCAAGCCAUUCUGCGGUGCCUGCAAAAGGCCAUUGUGGAGGCUCAGCCGGCAAAGGACAGCAACGGUGAGCUGCUCAACAAGGAGAUGCAGGACACUAUCUACCGACUGGUCCACUUGGCCGACAUCCGAGUGAGUGUUCAAACGCUGGGCCUAUUGCUGCAACUGGUGACGGUCAAGACUGAGAAAUCGGAUCGGUUUUACAAUGCACUGUAUGUGAAGCUGCACGACCUAAACCUCAUAAAUGUGGGCAGCAAAACGGCGGCCCACUUGCUCCACAUCGUCCACCGUGCCAUCCAUAUCGACAACCUCGUGGCGCGAGCUCAGGCCUUUGUGAAGCGCCUGCUUCAGUUGACACUCUACGCUCCGCCUCACAUAGCCGCCGGCUGUCUGAUUGUUAUUCACAAGCUGCUGCGCAUGCGCAAAGAGCUGGUCGGCGGCAGUGGAGCAUCCGAUGAGGUGGCUGCUAGUUCAAAAUCCAUCUUGCCUGAGGAUAUGGAUCUGGAUAAGUUUAGCAGUGAUGAGGAGGAGUUUUAUAUAGAUGUCAAAGAAAAAGCAGUAGAUGAAGAAGCUCCUGAGUCGAAGGAAGAGAUAAAAACAGAGAAAGCGGAAGAUAAUAAGUCCUCGUGGCACCAUGCCAAUCUGGCUACUGACAACUUACCGGAGACCAAGGUGCGGGAGAUCGAUUCCUGCAAGUACGAUCCGUACCAUCGUGUGCCUGCCUUUGCCGGAGCUGGUUAUGCUCUGCGCCACGAGCUUUUGCUGCUGAGACAGCAUUAUCAUCCCACCGUGCAGGUCUUUGCCGAUCAGAUCCUAAACCAGUCCCGCAUUGAUUAUUAUGGAGACCCGCUAAGGGACUUUGGUUUACCGCACUUCCUCGAGCGCUUCGCCUUUAAGAAUCCAAAGAAACUGGACGCCAGCCAACAGACUGCGGAAAGUACCACUGUGGCCCACAAGCGCUACAUGGCACAUGGGGCACGGGGUAAGUCUGUGCGAUCGCUGACCAAAGCCAAUUGCACUGAGGACGAGAUGUUCAUCUUCAACUUCCUGGAGCACAAGCGUCGACAGGCUGAGAUUGUGGCGCAAAACAAGAAGCAACUGGGCGUGAAGAAGGAGGAGCCAGCGGAAGGAGAUCAGGAGGAUGGCGAGGCUGGUGAGGAAUACCUGAAGGAGGGCGAGGUGGACGACGACGAAUUCGAGGCCUAUUUGGAUGGUUACUUCGGCAAGAAGUUCAAGGAGGGCGCCGAUGCGGAUGAGCAGGAGGACGAGGAGCUCAACUUCCUCGAAGAGCUGGGUGGAGAGAUUCAAGCAGAUAAGUCUAAGAAGGACAAGAAAAAGAAGAAACAGAUGGCGGACAAGGAUGAGGAUGAUAUGGAGGACAUAGACGAGGACUGGGGAGAUGAUGAUUUAGGGGAGGAGGACGAUGAAGACGUCGACGAUGGCGAAGAUCAGUCUGAUGAUGAAACGGGCUCCAUAGAUCUAGAGCCACUGGAUGACGAUGAUGAUCCUGAUGACACUGGUUCCAUUUCCGAUGGCGACUCUAGUGAAGCACCCGAAAGUCCUGACGAUGACGAUGACGACGACGACGAUGAUGAUGCGCCACCCAGGUCAAAGAAAUCCCGCAAGGACUCGACCGGCAUGUUCAAUGGCCGCAGCUUUGCCAAGACACUGAAACAGAGUCACGACAUGUCCUCGCUGUUUGCCGCCGCCGAUGACUUCUCCUCCAUGCUGGAGGAAACUUCCAAGGAGAAGGGCCAAGGCACCAGCAAUGCCGUCUUCAACAGGGACAAAUCCUCCGCCAAGCAAUUGAAGUGGGAGGAGAACCGACGAUCGAAUGCGAAAACCUACAAGGGCAAGAAGCCCUCAAGCAAAGGCAGCAAGAAGCCACUACAGAAGGCGGGCAAGCGAAAACACUAGACCAGGAUUAGAUUUGAUUGUACAGGAGAGUAUAAUAAAUAUAUAUAUAACAAAAUCAA